This is a messenger RNA of Hylaeus anthracinus, 4039 nucleotides long. RefSeq names its product putative fatty acyl-CoA reductase CG5065 (gene FAR1). Gene Ontology annotation, biological process: long-chain fatty-acyl-CoA metabolic process. Gene Ontology annotation, cellular component: peroxisome. NCBI's taxonomy places the organism in Eukaryota, Metazoa, Arthropoda, Insecta, Hymenoptera, Colletidae. Gene Ontology annotation, molecular function: alcohol-forming very long-chain fatty acyl-CoA reductase (NADP+) activity. Bases 681 to 2231 code for a protein of 516 amino acids. The transcript is spliced from 7 exons. The record is from RefSeq and is a predicted model, not a curated record.
GUACGCUCAGUCUACCUUUCGUUAGUUGGCUCGUCUUAAAAGUGGCUGGCCCACAUAUCAUCCCCUUAGUAAUCUUCGACGCGUGUUGCCGUUCGCGUCUACCGGACACUACGGAUAAACAGUCAGCCGCUCGAUCACGGUCAUUUAAAGCUCUUACCAUCGACACGAGUCUCUUUAGAGUCGAAGUUUUUGGAACUUGCGCCGGCUGAACCUCGGAACCAAUCGACGAUUGCCACGGAAUGGCUGAGUAAAAGCUGUGGUCGCAGGAGCCACGAAAUGAAUCCAGCAGAAAUUAAAUCCAUUUGCAGCCCGCUUGGAAAAACCCGGAACGGCGUGAACGUGUGCCAGUUUUCGUUGCAUCUUUCUCAAAGUCUGUUUCCCCAUCUCUGAGGGAAUUUCUUCCACUGUACAGCGAAACGAACCGAAGGAAAAAAGUAAAAGUGAAACACGGAGGAACCGGAGAAUACACGCGUAGCGACGAAACGAGAUCGAAUCGAGACCAAAGAAUAAGCCGAAGAGUAAAACGAACCGGUGAGCGACGACUCUCCGAACCCGAAGACCUUUCACGUGAAGAAAAGAUAAAGAGAAAACCGCGUCUAUUACGCGAAAAGCUUUUAAACCGCCGCGCCAAGGGAAGAAAACUUAUUAAGGAUUAUUCGGUUUCACAAACGAACGUCAACAUGAGUACAUUGAGCAGCACCCCAUCCACGUCCGUGAAGGAAUUCUACAGGGACAGGUCUAUCUUCAUCACUGGCGGCACUGGAUUCAUGGGCAAAGUCCUCGUCGAGAAGCUACUGAGAUCUUGUCCCGGAAUAAAGAAUAUUUAUUUGUUGAUGAGACCCAAGAAAGGCCAGAACGUUCAGGAAAGGCUGCAGCAAUUGUUAAACGGGCCGCUGUUCGAAAAGUUGCGACGGGACUCUCCACACGAGCUUCUGAAAAUCAUUCCUGUAGCUGGGGACGUGACGGAACAUGAAUUGGGCAUCUCAGAAACUGAUCAGAACACGCUCAUUCGACGCGUGUCGGUCGUCUUUCAUUCCGCUGCCACGGUAAAAUUCGACGAAGCGCUGAAACUUUCAGUUACCAUCAACAUGGUCGGCACCAAACAGCUAUUGAAUCUAUGCCAUCGCAUGCACAAUUUAGAGGCCCUCAUCCAUGUUUCGACAGCAUAUUGCAACUGCGAUCGUAAGGAGGUCGGCGAGGAGAUUUAUCCGCUGUCAACCGAACCUGAACACGUAAUCGCAUUGACGAAGGUCAUGGAUACCAAGAUGGUUGAUGAAAUAACACCGACUCUGAUCGGCAACAGACCGAAUACCUAUACGUUCACCAAAGCCCUCACCGAGAGGCUGCUGGAAUCGGAAUCCGGUUAUUUGCCAGUCGCAAUUGUGAGACCUUCUAUCGUGUUGUCGUCGUUUAGGGAGCCAGUGGCUGGAUGGGUAGACAACUGGAACGGACCGACUGGAAUUAUUGCCGCUGCUGGCAAAGGUGUCUUGAGAACUAUGCUGUGUCACGAAGAUAAGGUAGCAGACUUAGUACCGGUCGACAUGGUGAUUAACUUGAUGAUCUGCACGGCAUGGAGGACCGCUACGAAUCGCACGCAGACGAUCCCCGUGUACAAUUGUUGUACAGGCCAACAGAAUCCAAUUACUUGGAAGCAGUUCGUCGAAAUGAUGUUUAAAUACACACGAAUGCACCCGCCGAACGGUGCGUUCUGGUAUCCGGGCGGACUGUGCCGUCACUCCGUUAUAAUGAAUAGGACGUGCUUGUUCUUCCAGCACAUGUUACCGGCGUACGUUGUAGACUUUUUCCUGCGGUUAAAGGGUAAACCGACUAUCAUGGUCGACAUACAGAUGAAGCUCUACAAAGCCGCCAGUUGCUUGGAGUACUUCAGCACGAAAGAAUGGAAGUUUAGAGACGACAACGUUCGUCGGUUAGGGGAACAGCUCAGCCCCGAGGACCGAGAGACUUUUAUGUUUGAUGUUAGAGAAAUUAACUGGGGAACGUAUUUGGAGGACUACAUAUUGGGAAUUCGACACUUCAUUUUGAAGGAGAGUCCGGACACGUUGCCAGCUGCUCGUUCACAUAUUAGAAAGUUAUAUUGGCUUCAGAAAGCUGUACAAUUUGGGAUGUUGUUGAUAGUGCUGCGUUUUCUGCUUUGGCGCAGUUCCGUAACCCGAACUGCAUCUUUGUCACUGCUGUCUAUCGUGCUACGCAUGUGCCGUAUGAUUGUUUGACGGCUCAGAACCCUGGUUGAGGAUCGCGACAAGCGUGAUAUGAAACAAAAGUUAAUCGUAAAGCAUAAUUUAAAGGUGCGGAUUGUCCUUCGACUUCACUGCUCGGCGUUCCCGACGAUAAAUCGCUAUGUUCACGCGUCCCAUUGGUUGGCCUUUUCGAUGUUUCUAUUUGUUCGUAAAUAUUAGCGUUCGCUAGCUCUGUAAUUCUGCAGGAUGUGUCGGUUGUAACAUUUAAAAAAAUACGCAGGAUGAAGCAACGUGUAUGCGAAGCUUCCGAAAUUAUGUGAAUCCUUUGUUAUUCGAAAUUGUUCGAAAGAGUUAGUUAGUUAAUCCUUUUGUAAUAUUUGCGUCGUCUUCUUGUUCGAGAUAGCAUUUACAAAAAGAGAAAAAAGUAAAAACGGAAAGAAAGUUCACGUUUUAUUACGAGUUAUCGUGACGCGUUCUCUUUUAUGCCGCCAAGAUGUAACGUUCUUGAACAUCGAUUUAUCGCAUAUCGCCGAUUUGUAAUGAUGGGACACUAGGAGUAUUCGAUCAAUUUAGAUGCCAUGAGACCUUUUGGUCUGGAUUUCCUGGAUGUUUAUCUGGGUGUUACUUUGCGGUAUCAUCGAGCACCGCCUCUUAAAAUAAUACGACGCGUAAACUCCAUGAGCCGGCUGGUCGAAUACUGGCCGAAUAUUUAAUGUACCAGAAAAAACCUUGUGAUUUGCUAUCUUAAUAACAUCGUUGAGAUUUUUUUUUUAAAUCCUUUUCUAAAUGUUUUAGCUUGAAGACCAAAAACGAUCAUAGUUUACAGAUCAUUUAAGGAGAAAUAUUUGUUAUUCGUAUAUUUUUACGUUCCAAAUAUUUAUCUCCGCAACGGUUAAGAAUUUUAAAAAAAUACUUGUUAUAUAAUUUAUGUUCUUUUCGCGCGUUGAAGCUUUGAACCAGUUUCCUUAAAUUUUUAAUCGACAAGGUUUUACUGUAUUCCAUUGCCGAGGAAACACGUUUCGCUGCUUUGUUUUGCCAAACAAAAACAAACCCACAUUUAAUAUUAAUUGUAGAAAUAAAUGGAAGCGGUAGAUAUAUAAAUGUAUUUUAACAUAGCCAAACAAAUUUUAACGCCCGUAAUCUUCCUUCCUUUUCAUAAUUUUUAUGCGAUAAAUUAAGAAAUAACGCGAACUUCUCUUCCUGCAGGAUUGUUUAAUCCUUUCACGCGUGGGUUUUUAAGCGCCAACCCCCCGCUCAUUAAGUGAGUUCUUUUUUUCCACAAUUUAGUAUAAUAUGCCGCUACGUACGGCUGUAUAUGAUGAAAUUACGUACACAUAAAAGCCCAAAGGAUUAAACAUUAGCCCAACGUCGAAUCCUUUCGAGUCUAAUGUUGAAACAUCAAUUUCCCUUUAAAUUAUUGUUACAAGUUAAACACGCAUACGUUUAUGUCUAGUAUUCGGGGACAUUUUUCCCACAAAGUAGUACAUCGCUGCAUAGACUCAAAAGGAUUAAUUAAAAAAUUUAAAUGCCGGCUAGAGGAGUUACAAAUACGUCGUGCCUUUGUCUCGUCGCUAUCUGGCAUUUUUUGUUCGUUUGUACUGCGACGUAAGAUACAUAGAUGGAUAUUUAGCCAUGUUCGUAUAACAAAUACGAUCGAUUUAUUCGAUUUCACUAUCAACGAACCAAGUUACUUUUUGGAGAAUUGGGGAAACAUUAAUGAAUUAUAAUUUUUAACCUAUAUCUCUACUACAAUUUUUAAUCUAUACAUAUAUUAGAAUUUCUACAUUCCCUUCGGUUUUGUGUACUUGCCCGGAAUAAAAGAUUACCGUAUGCUUAUAAAA